GACCACCCUAUAGCAGAUAUACUGCUACAGGGCGGCACCUGGGUGCAGAAUCACGUGAUUUCACAUUUCCGGGUAGGGGGCACGCGCUGCCAUUCGGGGCUGUGGAUAUCAAUCACCGGGUCCCGGCUGGUAAUUACCCGCCGCCACCUGGUGAUUACUGAGCAUCUCCAAUGGGGAGAUUGCUUUGUUUACAAACAACCUUCCUCCCUGUCAGCUCGAGCACCCUGCUCAGGAUGGCUGUGCACAGCACAGCCAACCCGCUCAGUGUGCUUACAGUGAAGAACACACUCCCGCCCCCUAGUAAAACACUCCCUGCACACAGUUAACCCUUUGAUUGCGCCUCACAUUAACCCCUUCCUGCUC
Messenger RNA from Staurois parvus, 363 nucleotides. NCBI's taxonomy places the organism in Eukaryota, Metazoa, Chordata, Amphibia, Anura, Ranidae. The record is from the annotation of a GenBank genome assembly.